AUGAACGAUCUGUAUGCGUUUGAAAUGUCCUGUAAAACAUUUCGUCAUGUUGCUGAAGAAGUUUGGGCGUCAAUAACGCAUACAUGCCUUGAUAAGGAUCUAGCUGCCAUCACCAGACUCUUUCCAUCAACAUAUUCCACGACUAUGUGUCGUUUUUGUCUGCCGCCCGAUAACCUCUGGGCACACAAUCGCCACGAAUUGGAUGUUCUGUUCCCGAAAACAUGUCUUCGAGCCGCUUAUCCAGACUUAGCCUUCCUCAUACGCAAAUGCACUGCACUCGAAUCGAUCUCUUGUUUAUGUCCUCCAUUCAAAUCGUAUCGUGUAACUGCAGGCCGCAGCUUCUUUCGAUUCAUUUCAACGGGUACAUUCGACUAUGUUUCACGGUUAGAUCUCACAAUGACACGCUUUGAACUGGCCGAUUUGGAGCUGUGUCAGCAUAGUUUUUCGUAUCUGAGAGAACUUUGCGUUGAUAAAUGCUGCAUAUAUGUUUAUCGACGUGAAGUGCUGUUGACGAAACCAGAGAAGGAACUGAAAAGUGUAUUGGCGAAUUUCAAUCAACGUAGACGCAAGAUUCCGCUUGGUGCAAAACUUUUUAUAGCCACAGUCGCCGAAAUAUUCUCGGACUUGAAUCGUCUGUCGUCACGUAACACCGAAUAUCGCAGUAACGGAUGCAUCACGUAUUCGUACGGUGAAGAUGAUUCAGAAGCAGUUUAUGAGCUGUUGCCGAGGCAACGACGUCGAAGUUAUUGUGCUGUAUUGUUGAAGAAAGCCGUACAACAGUUCCACAACCGUAGACAAAGUGAAAGUCUUCAAUAG
Molecule: messenger RNA, 816 nt
Organism: Anisakis simplex (herring worm)
Lineage: Eukaryota; Metazoa; Nematoda; Chromadorea; Rhabditida; Anisakidae
Source: the annotation of a GenBank genome assembly